UGAGCUGCCUUUGUGGAGAGCAAGACUUUGGUUGUCGAGGUUACACCUCGAUGAUUAGCUACUUUCCAGUUGAAAUCAUGGUCAUUGUCACGGCCCAUAUGCUGGCCUGUUGCAUCUGGGCAGGGCAAACCCUUCUUGGACGAUGAAGACUUGAAAUACUGGAGGUUCCUGCUUCCACCCCUGUUGAAGCCUCUCAUCGAUUCAUUCUUGUCCGUCACUAAUUCUCGGUGAAGAGUCCAACUCUAGUCUUUCAUUCAGUUUUUCUCCUCCUCACAAUGAAGUCCGCUCCAGUUAUCGCCGCCUUUGUCGGCUCAUCCACUGCAUUGACAUGCUCUCUCUCUACCACCGUGGUCUGCCCUACCAACGGCCUCCUUGGCUGCUACCUUAGCACCGUCACACCCGCGGGAUGUGUCGUGCCACCGACCACUAGCGCUUCGCCAGUGAGCACGUCUGUGACUGGAGAGUGGAAUGACUGGACUACUGCGACCACAACGAAGGCAACCACCACAACCAAAGCCACAACCAGUGCUACAGGAGAAUGGGACGACUGGACGAGCACCACCACUGCCAGCACCAAGAAGGCAACCACCACCAGUGUUUCAGGAGCUUGGGAUGACUGGACGAGCACCACUAAGAAGGCAACCACCACCAAGAAGGCGACUACUACCACCAGUGCUUCUGGAGCCUGGAACGAUUGGACCACCAUCACCACUGAGGAGCCAUCCACGUGGGCUGACUGGUCCAGCAAGCCGGUCACCAAGACGAUUACCAAGUCCGGCUCGAUAAUCACCGUGACUGGCACUGCCUCAUGGGAUGACUGGUCCAGCACGCUGGUCACCAAGACCCUCACUCAAACUGGCUCCAAAUCUACUGUGACCGGUUCCAAGUCCACCGUUACUGGUUCCGUGUCCACCGUGCCCGGCUGGGGCGCCUCCAGCGCAUCUACUCCCGUUGCUGGCAUGAGCACCGUGACUGGUGGCGCAUGGACUUCGCCAGCUGCUUAUGCUGGAACCUCGACGGGCGUCGCACCUGCUGUGUACACCGGUGCUGCCACCAUGCCCAAGGCCGAGUUGUCGCUGAUGGCUCUUGUGGGUCUUGCUUUUGCUUUGUAGACGACUUCGGUCUACAUGGGGGUUUCGCAGAGAUUGGAGUAUUUAUUCAAUGGCUUUGGUUUAUUUGGAUUUCUUCACAGUCUUCGGACUACUUGGACAUUAGAUUUCACCUGAGCAACAGUUCUCCGGCUGGCGGGCUAUAUCUGUCAUCUCAAGGUUUCAAUUAAUGAUCUUUUUCCACUGUUCAA
Molecule: messenger RNA, 1300 nt
Organism: Exophiala xenobiotica
Lineage: Eukaryota; Fungi; Ascomycota; Eurotiomycetes; Chaetothyriales; Herpotrichiellaceae
Exons: 1
Coding region: 276-1112 (278 amino acids)
Source: RefSeq, a predicted model, not a curated record